UCGCCAAUAGAGUUGCCCAUUGUUUGCGCACCAACGACUAAAGAGUUUACAGUAGAUUCAAUCUACCUGUUGCAUACCACCGUUUCCGCUCUCUGGGUCGCUUUCGAAGAGAGGAAACGGGCACACCGAGCUCAAAGAAUAUUCAGCAGGUUUAAUUUCUUCUUCCAAUGCUCUAGCUGUCCGGUUUCCGUGUGUUUUAAUAAUCCCCUCACGGAUUUACAGGAGGAGCAAGCAUGCCUUUGGGACUCAGGAAAAAGAAAAACAAGUCAAGGGAAAGCUCGAACUUGGUUGAAAAUGAGGAGGUCGGCGCACACUCAGGUGGAGGUGCCGGGAAGUCCACCGUGAACGGUGGCGGUCUUCCACCGCCACCUGCCAGCCUGCGACCGAAAUUGGUGUUUCACACGCAGCUCGCCCACGGGAGCCCCACGGGCAGAAUCGAGGGCUUCACGAACGUCAAAGAGCUGUACAACAAAAUGGCAGAAGCGUUUAACCUAAAUCAGGAUGAGAUCCUGUUUUGCACACUCAACACCCACAAAAUUGAUAUGGAGAAGCUUCUGGGAGGACAGAUAGGACUGGAGGACUUCAUCUUCGCUCACAUUAAAGGGAUCAAAAAGGAGGUGGAUGUGCACAAAGCAGAGGAGGCACUUGGACUCACCAUCACAGACAAUGGAGCUGGAUUCGCCUUUAUAAAGAGGAUCAAGGAGGGCAGUGUGGUGGACGGGGUGAAGGUGAUCUGUGUAGGAGAUCAUAUCGAGUGCAUUAACGGAAAGAACAUUGUUGGCAUGCGGCACUUUGAGGUAGCACGAAUGCUGAAGGAGCUGCCUAAAAACCAGUCCUUCACCCUCAAACUGGUGGAGCCCAUGAAAGCCUUCGAGAUGCUUGAACCAAGGUCAAGGGGAAGUGGAGCCAAAGCCUCUGGAGACAACCGAGUAGGCACAGGCAGAGAAACUCUCCGAAUGCGCUCCAAGGGUCCUGCAACAGUCGAGGAGAUGCCCACAGAGUUUGAAGAGAAAGCUGUGAAGAAAGUAGAUGACCUUCUGGAAAGUUACAUGGGCAUUCGAGACACAGAAUUAGCGGCAACAAUGGUGGAGGUGGGCAGAGACAAGAAUAACCCUGAUGAGUUUGCCAUGGCUCUGGACCAGGCACUUGGUGACUUUGCCUUCCCUGAUGAGUUUGUGUUUGAUGUUUGGGGAGCCAUUGGUGAUGCCAAACAGGGACGGUUUUAAAACACCAGUACACGGCACGACCAUCCCACCACACACAGCAUUUAAAAACUGAGCUAAAAUGAUGGGGAUGCUGUUUAUAGUCAUGCAGUUUAUAGCUGGUGUACUGAACAUUUGAAUUUAUGUGAUUGACGAUAAUGUUUUUACAGAAAAAACAAAAAGCUCCGCUCUAUUUUCCAUCCUGAGUGCAUUCAGGCACAAGGUUUUGGCCUAUCAGGAGGCGAAUUUAGAGUUUAUUUCCAUGGGUAGCAUUUAUAAGUGGAGCAGGGAGUGUAUCAUAUUUAACACAAGCCAAGGGAAAGUGUGAUGUUUGAAACACUCUUGAAUAUUAUUUUGUAUAGAAUUAUUGAUAUACACAAUUGUCUUUUUAGAAAUAUAUUUAGAUCUUUUAAUUUAUAUGUUUAAUAAAGUGGUCAGAUUUUGACAGUCAAAUACUUUUAAUUGCCGAUUAUUUUUUGUGUUGGAUGCUCUGUUGGAAAGUGUCAUCAGAUUUAAAGUCAAUUCAUUUGGAAUAUACAAAAAUAAAAACAUUAAAAGCAUUGUUUCAAGUUUUCAUUUUACCUUAAGACAGUGCCAACCAGACAGACACAAUUUAAUAAUACCACGUUGAUUUUAAUGUUAUGACUUUAUUGUACAAUCCAUAAGGGAUCACUUUGUAUUUGUUUUGUGCCUUGACUGUUGCAUUGUCAAUUGAAUUUUGUAUGAACAAUGUGCUCAAAUAACAUGUUUUUUUUUUUUCUUUGCCCAUUUUUCCACAUUAAAGGUGGAAAAAAGAUGCAUUAAAUGACCAGUGAACCUGAUAAUUCACUGUGAUAAAAUAAACUGUU
This is a messenger RNA of Xyrauchen texanus (razorback sucker), 2050 nucleotides long. Its product is annotated as PDZ domain-containing protein GIPC1-like. The transcript is spliced from 6 exons. The record is from RefSeq and is a predicted model, not a curated record. Bases 234 to 1226 code for a protein of 330 amino acids. Lineage: Eukaryota; Metazoa; Chordata; Actinopteri; Cypriniformes; Catostomidae. Gene Ontology annotation, molecular function: protein binding.